GAUAUGCUACCAACUUGAAUAUAAAAGCACCCAUAACCAAUCCAUUUCAUUAUCCAAAUACACUUAACAAAGUGAACUACCACAACAGCAGCAUGGCUCUUCAGUUAGUAAUUCUCGCCGUUUUGUGUGCUGCCGUAAAUGCCGGAAUUAUUGCGGCACCAGCCGUAAGCUAUCAUGGGUAUUCCGCGCCGUUAGCAGCACCUCUAGCUUAUUCCGCCCCAUAUGCACGAGCCGCCCCCAUAGCUUACGCCGCACCAGCCAUCGCCAAAGUGGCUGCACCAGUAGCCUACGCAGCGCCAUUAGCUAAAGCCGUAGUAGCUGAAGAAUACGAUCCCAACCCCCAAUACUCCUACGCUUAUGACAUCCAAGACCAUCUUACUGGAGACAGCAAAAGCCAACACGAAUCUAGAAAUGGAGAUUACGUUGAAGGAAGCUACUCCGUCGCCGAAUCUGAUGGUACCCUAAGAAUCGUCGAUUACACCGCCGAUCCUGUCAACGGUUUCAAUGCGGUUGUACGCAAGGAACCCUUAGUCGCCAAAGUAGCCGCCGCACCUGUCGCUGUCGCCGCCCCAUUUGCCAAGUUGGCUGCCGCACCAAUUGCGAUUGCGAAAUAUCACUAAUUUUGAAUGUUAUUGUUUUACUUGUUUAUUUUUAAUUUGUACAUAAAUAUAAAA
Messenger RNA from Photinus pyralis (common eastern firefly), 674 nucleotides. RefSeq names its product cuticle protein 21-like. Gene Ontology annotation, cellular component: extracellular matrix. The coding region runs from base 93 to 620 and encodes 175 amino acids. Lineage: Eukaryota; Metazoa; Arthropoda; Insecta; Coleoptera; Lampyridae. The record is from RefSeq and is a predicted model, not a curated record. The transcript has 2 exons.